Molecule: messenger RNA, 927 nt
Organism: Pelobates fuscus (common spadefoot toad)
Lineage: Eukaryota; Metazoa; Chordata; Amphibia; Anura; Pelobatidae
Product: olfactory receptor 13C2-like
Exons: 1
Coding region: 1-927 (308 amino acids)
Biological process (GO): G protein-coupled receptor signaling pathway
Cellular component (GO): membrane
Molecular function (GO): G protein-coupled receptor activity; olfactory receptor activity; odorant binding
Source: RefSeq, a predicted model, not a curated record
AUGGAAACUAGGAAUCACAGUACGGUGACCGAAUUUAUUCUUCUCGGACUUUCCACCGACCCCACUAUACAAGUUGUAUUAUUUACGCUCUUUCUGGCUAUUUACACAGCAACUCUGGCCAGCAAUGGUCUCCUUAUCCUGGUUGUUACUUUUGAUCACCGUCUACACAACUCAAUGUAUUUCUUUCUUGCCAACUUGUCUCUCCUUGACAUCGGUUAUACCUCAAUAACUAUUCCUAAAAUGAUAGUGAACUUUCUAGCUGAAAAGAAAACUAUUUCAUUCACAGGCUGUUUUGUCCAAGCUUAUUUUUUCAUUUUUUUUGGAAUAAGUGAAUGCAUCCUUUUGACUUUCAUGGCAUAUGAUCGGUAUGUUGCAAUCUGUAACCCUCUACGAUACAAUAUGGUCAUGAACAGAACAGCUUGUGGUCAAAUGAUCCGUGUUGCUUGGGUGACUGGAUGCUUUACAUCUUCUGUUGACAUUGUCUUUAUAGUUCAGUUAUCAUUCUGUAGUUCGAACGUAGUCAACCAUUUCUUCUGUGAGGCCCCAACCCUGGUCCAACUAUCCUGUAGCGACCUCUCUUUAACCAAUGUUGUUAAAUUAGUUGGCAGUUCCACAAUGAUUCUGGUUCCACUAUUGCUCAUUGUUCUUUCAUAUGUACGGAUAAUUACUACAAUUAUGAAAUUUGAUUCAGGAAAAUAUCAAGCAUUUUCUACAUGUUUUUCCCAUCUGAUUGUCGUGGUUAUUUUUUAUGGAGCCGCUGUAUUUUUGUAUAUGACCCCUGAACAUGGUGGAGCCAUUACAGUCAAGGUGGUGUCAGUGAUGUAUACAGUAGUGACCCCCUUGUUAAACCCUUUGAUUUAUAGUUUAAGAAAUAGGAAUGUUCAUAGAGCUUUGGGAAAAUUAAUAAAAACUGCUGCCAUAAUAUAA